CUCCCUCUGUUUCUCUCUCUACAUAACUCUUCUGUGCAAGAAAAUGUCUCUUUUCGGUUUAUUCGUAGUGGGUUUUCUCUCUCUAUACUCAUCUGCUCGUGGGUAUGAAGAGGGAUGGGUUGAUGCUCAUGCCACUUUCUAUGGGGGUGGCGAUGCUUCUGGAACAAUGGGUGGAGCGUGUGGGUAUGGUAACCUAUACAGCCAGGGAUACGGGACCAACACAGCAGCUUUGAGCACCGCUCUGUUCAACAAUGGAUUGAGCUGUGGGGCUUGUUUCGAGAUCAAGUGUGUGAAUGACCCUAAGUGGUGCCUCCCUGGCUCUAUUGUGGUCACAGCCACCAAUUUCUGCCCUCCCAACAAUGCCCUCCCUAACAAUGCAGGCGGGUGGUGCAACCCUCCACAGCAACAUUUUGACCUCGCUCAGCCUGUCUUUCAACAUAUUGCUCAAUACUCAGCUGGGAUUGUACCUGUCUCUUACAGAAGGGUACCCUGCCAGAAGAGAGGAGGCAUCAGAUUCACCAUAAAUGGGCACUCCUACUUCAACCUGGUCCUAAUCAGCAACGUUGGAGGUGCGGGUGAUGUCCAAGCCGUUUCAAUGAAAGGUUCAGGGACUGGGUGGCAAACCUUGUCUAGAAACUGGGGUCAGAACUGGCAAAGCAACACUUACCUCAACGGACAGACCCUCUCUUUUAAGGUCACCACAAGCGAUGGCCGUACUGUGAUCUGUGACAAUGUUGCCCCUGCUAGCUGGUCCUUUGGCCAAACCUUCACCGGCGGACAAUUCACUUAAAUAUAUAUAUAUACACACACAUAUAUAGUUCGUACUAGCUAGCAUCAGUUUUUCAAAAAUUGCACACGAAUUUCAAAUUCGAACCAUUUCACACGAAUUAGAUUGGUUCAGAUUGAAUCACGGUUUGAACGGAAUCCAUGUGCAACCUAGGUUUUUAUGUUUUUUUGGGUCAAAAAUGAAAAGGGCUUAUUUUAGUGUGGCCUUUUUCGUAAUUUUACAUUUGGUUAUGUGUGAGGUUUCUGUCCUGGUCGUUUUUAAGGAGGACAGAAAAAGGGCAGUGGUGGGCUUUUACCACCCGCCACUUUAGUAGUAAAUGGUCAUUUUAUUAUUAUUCAAUUUUCAACCCUUUUACUGAAAAUUAAGCAAGUAGUGAGUGUUUUGUGUGUUUUGAGUGAAGUCAUUGUUAUCAGCUUUGGCUGAAUGUGUUUCUUGGUUAGUGUGUGAACAGAGAUGAUGUAGCAUCAGUGAUAUUUGUGAAACCCUAUUAAUAUAUUAUUAUAAUAUAUUGUGUCUGUUUUCUCUA
This is a messenger RNA of Cornus florida, 1313 nucleotides long. Its product is annotated as expansin-A15-like. Gene Ontology annotation, biological process: plant-type cell wall organization. Bases 44 to 790 code for a protein of 248 amino acids. The transcript is spliced from 3 exons. The record is from RefSeq and is a predicted model, not a curated record. Lineage: Eukaryota; Viridiplantae; Streptophyta; Magnoliopsida; Cornales; Cornaceae. Gene Ontology annotation, cellular component: extracellular region.